GACUACUCCUUAAUUAUUUUUACAAUAAAUAACGCUUAGUUAUUGUUAAAUUGCAGCAGAGAUGGAUCCAGCAGCUCCAGGCCCUCUCGACCCUAGUGUGCUGACGAUGCAGGCGGAUCAUAGGAGCAGUGUGCUAUGGGAUGUCCAGGUGUCCGACACGGAGACCAUGUACACCCGGCAUCCCGAUUCUACUCCGUGGGCGAUUGACGCACGGAUCUUCCCAUACCUUCAGUUCGCAAGGUUGUAUGACUUCCACCUUAUCGCGUACGGGAGAAUCGAUCGGGCGCUAGUCACGGCUUUACUCGAGCGGUGGCACUAGGAAGCCCAUACUUUCCACCUACCUCUAGGUGAGGCUACCGUCACCUUACUUGACGUAGCUGUGCUUACACGGCUUCCCAUCGAGGGACAUGCCAUGUGCACCGAUGGACGCCAACUCGAAAGUUGGCAAGACAAAGUCUAUAGAUUAUUAGGAGUCCGACCUCCAGCAGAGGUAACCAAAGAAAGUAGCCUGCGCGUACCAUGGCUUGCGCAGAACUUCUCGCACCUCCUUGAAGGUGCUGAUGACGCCACCAUUGAGAGAUACGCCCACCAUUGAGAGAUACGCUAGGGCGUAUCUCUUAUAUCUGAUUGGUCAACUGAUGAGGAGUGUGGGACGUGGUGCAUUUGUGCCACCAAUUCUUUCACCCCCACAUGUGCCGUACGGAUCGCGGUGGUCCUUUGAAAGACGAACAAGGACCCACACAGGAUCGGGCGUGGGUUUCUACCGCGAUCAACUCGAUCUACUACGCACUGACCAGUUAAGAGCUUCACUACAACUUGUUUUGUAACUAUCACAUUGCGUAAUUUAUUAAUCAAAUUUUCAGCUUUAGUUUCGCUAGGACCCUUACCCCGCUGAGGCUUACGCUGCAUUGCCUCAGCACUCGGGCAUAUUGUCAGGGGCGUGGAGAGCAUCUGUACCUCUGAUCUGCUUCGACAUAGUCGAAGUGUAUCUCCCUGAGCGCAUACUGCGCCAGUUUGGGAUGGUACAGGGGAUCCUGCCGCCAUAUGACACAGAGGCGGAGCUCCAUAACUCUCGCAAGGGUCGGGAGCACAAGAACUGGCUGGAGAUCAACGUGCGCCAUGUUGCUCGUUGGGAGCACAGGCUAGAGCUGCUGGCCCAAGGUGCGCCGAUCGAGGCUGUAGGCGCACCUACUUCUGCGGAUUACAUGUCGUGGUUCCUCUCCAUCACUCGUCGAUGGAUGACACCAUGAGGUAUCAUGGCGGCAGCCUAGUACGCUUCUGCAGCACCGACGAUGACACACUUUGCACAGGGCAUUGCUUCAGUCAUCAGCUCCACCCAAGAGGAGCCCGUACGGGAGAUUACCCAAGGCAUACUCCGAGGGACGCAGUUUCAACACUUCAUUCCGGAAGUGACUGCGCCCCACACCACUAUGUACGAGUACGGGUCAUCUCCUCAUCAUGCCGACGUUCAUCUUGAGGAGGUUGACUUAACGUGCCCGGACUACGGUGCAGGUUCCUCACAGGGUGCCACAUCAUCAACGUAUCAAUCACCUCCCCUACCCGAGCGUCAUGCGACGGCCUCUUACUAUCGUAGGAGGCAUCGUAAACCGUCAUAGUUAGACAGGGUACAGGAGGAGGAUUAGCAUUAGAAUACUGUUUGUAUAUUUUGAACAUUUGUACAUACUCAAUAUUU
Messenger RNA from Amaranthus tricolor (Joseph's coat), 1693 nucleotides. RefSeq lists its product as uncharacterized. The coding region runs from base 1293 to 1616 and encodes 107 amino acids. NCBI's taxonomy places the organism in Eukaryota, Viridiplantae, Streptophyta, Magnoliopsida, Caryophyllales, Amaranthaceae. The transcript has 3 exons. The record is from RefSeq and is a predicted model, not a curated record.